Molecule: messenger RNA, 1521 nt
Organism: Styela clava
Lineage: Eukaryota; Metazoa; Chordata; Ascidiacea; Stolidobranchia; Styelidae
Product: hydroxyacylglutathione hydrolase, mitochondrial-like
Molecular function (GO): hydroxyacylglutathione hydrolase activity
Source: RefSeq, a predicted model, not a curated record
GGCAUUUGAUUAAAUCCUGUUAUAUCCUGAUGACCGAACUUGGAAUUGGAUUAUUUAAAGCUGAGAAUAGUUUAAUUUCUGAAACAAGAAAGCAGCAAGAAUUGUGAGGGAAAUUCAAAUGCUCCGUGCUGUUUAUCAUCAGCUUGCAAGAAGUACUGCAUGGUACCGAUAUACAACACCUUGGUCUGGGUUCCAUUCAACUCCACAAACAAUUGUUAAAGGAAAUAUGAAGGUCAAAAUCAUACCAGCUUUGGAUGAUAAUUACAUGUAUCUCAUUACAGAUGAAAAGACUAAUAUUACAGCAGCAGUCGAUCCAGUUCAACCAGACAAAUUGAUGGAAGAUGCCAAAAAAGAUGGACUUGAAAUUUCCAUGGUGUUGACCACUCAUCAUCAUUGGGAUCAUGCGGGUGGAAACAAAGAAAUAGCUGGUAAAAUACCAAAAUUAACAGUGUAUGGUGGUGAUGACAGGAUCGAUGCUCUCACUAACAAAGUUGAACAUGGAAGCCAAUUCAAGAUUGGUUCUCUGUCAGUUGAAUGUCUCCUUACACCUUGUCAUACAAAAGGACAUAUAUGCUACUUCAUCAAAGGAAAAAAUGAAGAUGAGGACCUUGCUGUUUUUACAGGUGACACACUUUUUGUUGGUGGUUGUGGAAAAUUUUUUGAGGGGGAACCUGAACAGAUGUACAAUGCUCUUGUCAAGACACUUGGAGUUUUGCCUUCUAACACUAAAGUUUAUUGUGGUCAUGAAUAUACUGUAUCCAACCUUAAGUAUGCUCUUCAUGUUGAACCUGAAAAUACCAAUACAGUAAACAAGAUGGAGUGGGCUAAGGAAAAAAGGAAAGCGAAUGUUCCGACAGUUCCAUCAACAAUAGGAGAGGAAUUCAAAUUCAAUCCAUUCAUGAGAGUAGAAGAUGAAUGUAUUUUGAAGUACUCAAAGUGCUCUUCAGCAGUAGAGGCUAUGGGAUUUCUGAGAUCGGAGAAGAAUAAUUUCAAACCCAAAAUGUAGAAUCUAACCAUAAUUGAUGUCUUAUCAUGUGUGGACAACAUGCAAUCAAUAGUACAUAGAGACUUAAUUUUUAAUUUUGUGUUAUUUACCGUAACGGAUAUAUGUAUUUUGUAUUUUCACCCUCUGACUGGCAGAUGCCGUGGCUCUGAUGUUAUGCAUUACAUGAUCAUGUAUACAUUGUUUGUUCUUGAAUCAAUAUCAUUCCAUGUUCAUCAAGUAAGGAAUCAUUGCUGAGUUCUUCAUUUAAUUGCUGAAUUUAGUUGAGCUGAAUGCAGCUUAACUAGCGUUAUUCUUAGUACAGUGAAUGAUAGCAAUUCCGCUCACAAAGUAUAUAGUAGACACGAAUGAAUAGAAUAGACUUGUUGAAUUGCUACACGAAUAUAGCAUCUACAAUAGCACAGUACAAUAAUAAUUGCUUCUCUGAUGGUGUUAAAAUCACCUAUGUUGUUGUUACUUUUAGUCUCGUUCCUCGUCACAUUCUUUAAUUGUCAAUAAUCAAUUCUGCAAAUUUGAAA